GGUCCUUCUGUCGUGCAUCCCCAGAGGAUUCUGGGGGACCGAGCCGCCUCUCCGGUUCUCGGCGCUUCCAGCUGACCUCCGGGCCCGGAGUGGUGGAUGGAGGCCCCGGUGGGGCCGGAACCGGGGGCUGGGAAGGGAGGGCCGUCUCGGCCUCCUCUGAGCUGCGCCCCUCCCGGCGUCUGAACCGGCGGUUCUGCCCCGGGGGUCCCCCCGCUCGCCUAGGGCAGGGGAGCGAGGCCCAGCCGAGAUGGCGGCGGCCUCAGCCGUGACGGCGCUGGAAGAGGAACUGAGCUGCCCCGUGUGCCGGGGCACCCUGAGGGAGCCGGUCACCAUCGACUGCGGCCACAACUUCUGCCGGGCCUGCAUCGCCCGGUACCGUGAGCUGGCGGGGCCGGACAUCAGAGCCCCCGCCCCUCUGGUCUGCCCUCUCUGCAAGGAGCCCUUCCAGGGCGACGGAUUCCGGCCCAACUGGCAGCUGGCCAGCGUGGUGGAGAACGUGGAGCGGCUGAAGCUGGCGGAUCCCGGCCGGGCGCCCGGCGCGGAGGGGCCGUGCCCGCGGCACGGGGAGAAGCUCUAUUUCUUCUGCGAGGAUGACGAGGAGCACCUGUGUGUGCUGUGCCGCGAGGGUCCCGACCACCGGACCCACACCGUGCGCUUCCUGGACGAGGCCGCCCAGCCCUACCGGGAACAAAUCGAGAAGUGCCUGGAGUCUCUGAAGAGCCAGAGGGAGGAGAUCCAAGGGAACAUCAGACGGGAGGAGCAGCGAGUCCAGGUCCUGCUGUCCCAGAUCGAAACGAAGAGGCAGAAGGUCCUGUCGGAGUUUGAGCACUUGGGCAACUUCCUGAGCGGGCAGCGCCAGCUCCUUCUGGCCCAGCUGGAAGAACUGGGCUACGAGCUCUUGACCGAGCAGGAUGGGUUCAGCAGCCGGGCCGCCCAGGAGCUCGCCCGAUUUGGGGCCCUCAUUUUGGAGCUGGAGGAGAAGUGCCAGUUGCCACCCCAAGAGCUGCUGAAGGACAUCAGGAGCACCUUGAUCAGGUGCGAGACGAGGAAGUGCAGGAAGUCGGAAGCCAUUUCUCCCGAGCUGGGAAGGAGAAUCCGAGAUUUUUCCCAACAGGCCCUCCCGGUCAAGAGAGAGAUCAAGGCGUUUCUAGGGAAACUCCUGCUUGAACUGGAUUAUGAUCCAGCUAGGGUGGUCCUGGACCCCGAGACGGCCCACCCCAAGCUCCUCCUGGGGGAGGACGGGCGCGGGGCCAGAUUCUCGUCCAAGUGGCAGAGCUCCCCGGCCAGCCCCGGCCGGUUCGACCGCACCACCUGCGUGCUGGCCCGCGACGGGUUCACGGCGGGGAGGCACGCGUGGGAGGUGGGCGUGGCCCCGGGCCCCGGCGGCAGCUGCACCGUGGGCCUGGCCGGCCAGGACGCCCCGCGCAAGGGGGAGCUCAGGCUGAGGCCGGAAGAGGCCGUGUGGGCCGUGCGCGUGGCCUGCGGCUUCCUGUCGGCCCUGAGCGCCUUCCCGGCCCGGAUCCCGCUGCGUGACACCCCGCGGCGCCUCCGGGUGGCCCUCGACUACGACGUGGGCUGGCUCUCCUUCUCCGACGCCGACACGCAGGAGACCGUCUACACCUUCUCCGCCUCCUUCACGGGCCGCGUCUUCCCCUUCUUCGGGCUCUGGGGCCGGGGGUCCAGCCUCACCCUGGACCCCUGACGGGGAGGCGGGCGCCCCCUCCCCCGCCUCCCGGGGAGACCUCCGGGCCGAGCCCCCCGGGCCGGCCCCGUGUGGAGGCAGGGGGCCGGACCGAUUGACCCCGGGUGGAGUCACGCGCCUUGUCCGGGCGGGCUCCACCCCUAGACGGCCGUGAAGGGCCAGCUAGCGGGGCGAGGUCCGGGGGCGGGAAAAUGGAUGACUCCCAGAAUUCCACGCUGUUGCUGUUGUUGUGGCCGCUGCUCUCUGGGCUGCGUGGGCUGGUACCCUAUCCGCACGGCUUGCUUGGGGCAGCUGCCGGAGGCCACCCUUCGAUCGAGACGGAGACGGAGCUGCCGGUGUUGGAUGUGAAAUCGUGCAAACAAUAAAACCUCGUUGGGCGAGGCCAGAGGGGACUGA
Molecule: messenger RNA, 2098 nt
Organism: Ornithorhynchus anatinus (platypus)
Lineage: Eukaryota; Metazoa; Chordata; Mammalia; Monotremata; Ornithorhynchidae
Product: tripartite motif-containing protein 10-like
Exons: 7
Coding region: 248-1702 (484 amino acids)
Molecular function (GO): protein binding; zinc ion binding
Source: RefSeq, a predicted model, not a curated record